Molecule: messenger RNA, 2250 nt
Organism: Xiphophorus hellerii (green swordtail)
Lineage: Eukaryota; Metazoa; Chordata; Actinopteri; Cyprinodontiformes; Poeciliidae
Product: aspartate aminotransferase, cytoplasmic-like
Exons: 9
Coding region: 113-1345 (410 amino acids)
Biological process (GO): L-aspartate biosynthetic process
Cellular component (GO): cytosol
Molecular function (GO): L-aspartate:2-oxoglutarate transaminase activity; pyridoxal phosphate binding
Source: RefSeq, a predicted model, not a curated record
CUACGUCCUGUACCAGACUGGUGAAGGUGAACCCGGCUUGUGUCUGUCAUUGCCGUCCCAGGAAGCACCCUUUCCCCGUCUCUUAUCGGCAUCAUUCGCUUUACCCUGAGCCAUGUCCUUGUUCAGCGACGUCCCUCAGGCCCCGCCUGUAGCUGUCUUUAAACUUACUGCCGAUUUCAGAGAGGACAGCCACCUCCAGAAGGUGAAUCUGGGAGUUGGAGCGUACCGUACUGAUGACUGCCAGCCCUGGGUGCUGCCUGUAGUGAAGAAGGUGGAGCGGCUGCUUGUGGAGGAUAACAGCCUGAACCACGAGUACCUGCCCAUCCUCGGCCUGCCAGAGUUUCGCUCUUCUGCCUCCAAGGUCGCCCUGGGAGACGACAAUCCUGCCAUCAAGGAGAACAGGGUCGGGGCUGUCCAGGCUCUGGGCGGAACAGGAGCCUUGAGGAUCGGGGCAGAUUUCUUGCGCCGGUGGUACAACGGCGUCAACAACGCAGGCACACCUGUUUAUGUGUCAGCACCAACCUGGGAGAAUCACAACGGUGUGUUCACGGACGCUGGGUUCAAGGACAUCCGUCCAUACCACUACUGGGAUGCUGCCAAACGGGGUUUGGAUCUGACUGGACUUCUGGAUGACUUGGAGAAAGCUCCAGAACACUCCAUCUUCGUCCUCCAUGCUUGUGCUCACAACCCGACCGGCACCGACCCGACCCAGGAGGAGUGGAAGACCAUCGCAGAGGUCAUGAAGAGGAGGAAGUUGUUUCCGUUCUUUGAUUCAGCUUACCAAGGUUUUGCCUCUGGUAACCUGGAAAAAGACGCCUGGGCGAUCCGCUUCUUCGUCUCGCAGGGCUUUGAGCUCUUCAUCGCUCAGUCUUUCUCCAAAAACUUUGGCCUCUACAAUGAGAGGGUGGGGAACCUGACGGUGGUUUCCAAGGACAACGAGAACCUGACCCGCGUUCUGUCCCAGAUGGAGAAGAUUGUGAGGACGACCUGGUCCAAUCCGCCAUCUCAGGGAGCGCGAAUCGUCAGCAAGACCCUCAACAGUCCUGAGCUGUUUGCAGAAUGGAAGGACAACGUGAAGACGAUGGCAGACCGGGUCCUGCUGAUGAGGGAUCAGCUGAAGGGCAAGCUGAUAGCUCUGGGCACUCCAGGAACCUGGGACCACAUCACUCAGCAGAUCGGGAUGUUCAGCUUUACUGGCCUCAACCCCAAACAGGUGGAGUACUUGAUCAAAGAGAAGCAUGUGUACCUGAUGGCGAGCGGUCGCAUCAACAUGUGCGGCUUGACCUCUAAGAACAUCGACUACGUCUCUCAGGCCAUCCACGAGGCCGUCACCAAAGUCCAGUAAACGUCCACACUCCUAAUCGCUACUGUAUCCACAGGAAGUACUGUCAUGUCUGCACCUCAAACCUGCUCAUCUUCUCCUCUGAUUGGUUGAAAAGUGACAGGUAAACCAAUUAGAGGCCAGGUGUUUUUUUUUUUUCCUUUGUCCCAUCAAGUUUCUGGAAUGAGCACAGUAAAUUAUUCCCUGUCAGCAGAUCUCUAUACCUGGAUGCUACAGUCAGAUUGUAGUUAGUUGUCUCCAGAUGUUAGUGCAAACCAAAAUAUUUUAGCUGAAAGUGUAAUCGGUUUUAAACUGAGCUGUAGAAUAAAACUAUUGUGCUUCCUCUGUAGACGUGGAACAAAAGCCAACGGUAAACUUCAAGGUUCGACUAUUUCAUGCUUAUGCACUGAACUGCAGCUGUGACAAAUGACAAGUAAUGAAGAAAAUUAUAUUUUCCUAUUUUAAACCAUUUCAAUUUACAAAUAUUUUAGCUUGUAUUUCUGUGUGUAUUGCAGCAGCACAUUGUUGGCAUCCAUUUCUGGAGUAAUUUUACUUAAUAUUGAUGAGGAAAUACGAGACGCACAAACAUUUGUUCUUUUUUUUUCAUGGUUUUUCUCUAAAGAAGUUGCGUUUGCAUCAGCAGCUCAGCAGUGAUCUUCUCUGUCGUGACAGGAUGAAGAAGAAAAACCGGUGCCUGAUCUAGGUUUUGCCAUCUUAGCAUCGUUUUCAUUUAUCCGUUAGCUUCUUUAAGCCCCUCUGUGCCAACAGAAGAAAAUCACCUGCCUCCUCACUGUUACUUAAACGUUUCCCUGCAGUGCCCUUAACUGUUUUCACAAAGACACUCAGACACACUCUCAUCUUGUGCCAGUGUUUGUAAAGGCAUGUUGCAAUAUGUUCAUGCGUAAAUAAAUUAUUAAACACACAUACCA